Molecule: messenger RNA, 1061 nt
Organism: Drosophila melanogaster (fruit fly)
Lineage: Eukaryota; Metazoa; Arthropoda; Insecta; Diptera; Drosophilidae
Gene: GstE13
Product: glutathione S transferase E13
Exons: 3
Coding region: 230-910 (226 amino acids)
Molecular function (GO): glutathione transferase activity; catalytic activity
Source: RefSeq, marked reviewed
GCCAUAUUUUCAGGGGGGUUUCUAAUACAGUUUCUUUUAUUUAGGAAAAAGGUUUUUUUUUUUAAGCAGUACUUAAUGAAAUAGUAAUACAAUGGAACAAUUAAAAAAUCUUUGAAAUGAGAAGUUGGAAUUGCAAAAUGCAUUAGGUCUGUUCCCUGUUAAUCUGCGCCCAUGCCGCUGGCUUCUUGUUCACCUUGAUCGCCAUUUGGUGUGUGAAUUCUUCGGGAGAAUGUCGAAGCCAACGCUGUACUACGCCCUUUUUAGUCCUCCUGCCAGGGCAUGCAUCCUGGUGGCCAAACUUAUUGGACUGGACCUGGAGCUCAAACCCGUUGACUUCGCCAAGAAGGAACACCUGAGCGAGGAAUUUGUCAAGCUAAACCCCCAGCACCAGAUCCCGGUGUUUGUGGACAGCGAUGGCGAGGUCUACGUGGACAGUCACGCCAUCGUGUGCUUCCUGGUAGCCAAGUACGCCGGGAAUGACCAACUCUAUCCGCGGGAUUUGAAAAGGAGAGCCCACAUCGACCAUCGCAUGCACUACGAGAACGGAGUGCUAUUUCAGGUGGUAAAGGACAUUGUGGCUCGGAACAUUUACGGUGGCGAGGGAGAAUACAACCCCCGAUCGCUGACCCUCUGCCACAAUGCGUACUCCGACUUGGAACACUUUCUGCAGCAAGGAAGUUUCGUGGUGGGCAACGAACUGAGCGUUGCCGACGUGUCCAUCCACACCACUCUGGUGACCUUGGAUCUGCUCAUACCAGUGGAACGGGAAAAGUACCCGCAGACUAAGCAAUGGAUGGAACGCAUGGAUAAGUUGUUGCCCGACAACGAGGAGAUCAACCUCAAGGGUGCACGGGCUCUGCAGACCCGCAUCCUGAGCUGCAUGGCCGAGAACAAAGCGAAGAGCCAGUAGAUUCCUUCUUAAUGAGGCUCUCAUGUUACACAUUCACAGCCAACGUUUUGUGUUCCCCAUGUACGCAAUUCACAUUUCAAAACAUUUAGACCGCUUGUCAAUACUCCAAUUUAUGUUAUGCAAUAAAUACAGAGCCACAUAAUUUAAUUGG